GGGCUUGUUUGUGAUGACUCUUUCGACGUGUCGGCAGCCAUGGUGGUUUGUCGUCAAAUCGGCUACCCGACAACAACCCCCAGAUUACUGACCUCCUCCAGGUUUAGGUCUUUGCCGAGUGGUAUGACUUUCAUUCUCGAUGACGUGCAUUGCACUGGACAUGAAGCGAGACUGACGGAGUGCGGACACACUCCGUGGUUCAACCACGAUUGCAAAGCUACUGAAACAGUUGCUGUUAUUUGUGAUGAUAACUGUCUGUCUAGUCCUUGUCAAAACGGUGGAACGUGCACCACGUUAGAAUCAACCUACAACUGCACAUGCGCGAAUGACUGGGUCGGUCACAGCUGUGAAAGAGUUGCGGGAGAGACGCUUACGUGUACGUCGCAGCAUAUGACAAUCAGUUUCAAUCGAGGUAAAUUCCCAAGUCUACAUGAACAGUACAUGACGCUGAGAGACAGCACGUGCCACGCUACCGGAAACCAAACUCACGUCACGCUAGUGUCUCCACUCAACGGAUGCGGAACAACGUCUCGUAAAGUUGGCAAUACCAUGAUUUAUGAGAACGUCGUAAAGUCGCAGGAAGUAGUUGUUGAAGGUGUCAUAUCGCGCGUGCGUGAGAUCUCCGUGCCGUUCGAGUGUGUAGUCCCCGUCACCACCAACCUGGAGAUUCCGAUAGAUGUUCAGUAUUCUAAUCUCCAUUUCGCUGCUGAGGCCCAAGGAGUUUUCGACAUAAGGCUGGAGUUGUUUCACGACGAACACUUUAACAAAACACCAGAAGAUCCAUUUUACAUCACUCCGGGAGAGAGCUUCUACGUACAGCUGAAUAUGAAGACGGACACAAGACUCUCACCGUUCGCUAUGAUGUGUGAUGCCACGCCCGUCAGAUCCAGAUCCAGUAACAUCUACCCCAUCAUACAGCACGGAUGUGCGAAGGAUGACUCUGUUAGAUUUCUACCUAAUCCAAGUCAUAACGUUCAGAGAUUCUCCAUGGAGGCUUUCAAGUAUAUCGACAACUCGCCGGCCGUGUAUCUCCAUUGUGACGUCAUCGUCUGUAACGGGUCAGACAACUCCUCCCGCUGCGCUUCCGGUUGCUUGACGACAAACCCUGGACGACGAGCGGCGCGAGACGUUGCACGUGCAGCCAUGUCCGGGGGUUUCCGACUUGAAGGCAGAUAUCUAAACAGUAAACGGAUGCCCCAACCCGAAUCGUGGUCUCCUGUGAACUUGGUGAUCUUCUGGAGCGGACUAACGGCGGUGUGUGGAGCCGCCAUCCUCCUGAUCGUCGCCAUCAUCUACAACUACCGCCUGGUGUUUGUCAAGAAACGACCAGUGUUUUAUUAGGAUUGUUGUGUGGGAUUGGUUGUAUUCAUAACUACAUAUUAAAGAAAAUGUUCAUACGUUGUCUUGUUUGUGGAAUACAAAAGAAUGGUUGUUUAAUGAAUCCUUAAGCUUUUUAUAAUCUUGAAACAUAUUGUUAAUAGUAUUAAAGACGAGACUAGCUAAAUUUCGGUUUGUUUAACGACACCACUAGAGAACACUGGUUUAUUAGUCAUUGUCACAAGUCAAGGGAAAUCUGAUUUUAAUUGUAUGAAAGAGAAUAUGUGGUUAUAUAUUUUAUAACAUUUUUUAUCAUUUAUACGGUAUUUUAAUUUAUACGAAUGAGAGAAGCAUGAAGUAUGAGUCAUAGCUUGUAUCUCACACGUGAAGCUGUCUUUAAUUAGCAAGCAGCUUGUGUGGUAUCUGUUGAGACCAACAACGGGAUGAGCAGCGAGGGGCAAUGUUAGAGUUUGACCAGGUGAUUGGGCUGCGGAAGUAUGUGAAGAAGGGACGAGGAAACUGACGUUGAUGUUAAUUCAUGGAAGUUGGGUACAGCUGAAGUGGAAAUUGAAGUUCCACAUGUGGGCUACUUAUUAGCCAUGAUGUGUGGUGGUGAAUAACAAGUGUAUUGUUAUCGUGCAGCAUCUCGGUGAAUAACAAGUGUAUUGUUAUUGUGCAGCAGAAACAUAUUGUGUAAAUAUGGCUGUAGUAUUUAGAGCUGAUCUGAAAUGGAGGGUGCUAACUAAUGUUAGUACAUAAUUUAGUUAGAACAAUAUAUGUAUAUAAAAGUUGAUCACGAGGAAGUGAAUCAUAAGGAUUGUGUUAUGAACUGAAACAUUGUAUAUUGAACUGUGUGGUUUUAGUAUAUUAUUUUGUGUGUUGUGAUACGUGAUAUUUUUAUAUGAAAUUAUGUGUAAAGUGGUGAUAAUGUAUGUUUAUUAUAUAUGAGAAGUGUGAGUGUUGAGGGAGUGCUGGUGAUUAGUGGUGUGUGAGAGGGAUAUAAUUAGGGUUAGUAAGUAGGAGUGGAGAAUGAAUGUGAUUGUUAUUUGUGUGCUGUAAAUAAAUGUAAUAUAAUUUA
This is a messenger RNA of Gigantopelta aegis, 2395 nucleotides long. RefSeq names its product deleted in malignant brain tumors 1 protein-like. Gene Ontology annotation, cellular component: membrane. The record is from RefSeq and is a predicted model, not a curated record. Gene Ontology annotation, molecular function: calcium ion binding. The transcript has 8 exons. Bases 40 to 1341 code for a protein of 433 amino acids. Lineage: Eukaryota; Metazoa; Mollusca; Gastropoda; Neomphalida; Peltospiridae.